Brachypodium distachyon (stiff brome) is the source of this 1796-nucleotide messenger RNA. Its product is annotated as probable N-acetyl-gamma-glutamyl-phosphate reductase, chloroplastic. The record is from RefSeq and is a predicted model, not a curated record. Gene Ontology annotation, biological process: L-arginine biosynthetic process. Gene Ontology annotation, molecular function: NAD binding; protein dimerization activity; NADP+ binding. The transcript has 15 exons. Lineage: Eukaryota; Viridiplantae; Streptophyta; Magnoliopsida; Poales; Poaceae. The coding region runs from base 226 to 1473 and encodes 415 amino acids.
AGGCCACAGCCCAUUCCAGACCGGUCGCCCUCUCCAUCUCCAAACUCACCAAAUCACCCCUUCACCUAAUCCACGACAGCGAGAAACGGCGGUCAGAGGUCCCGCGACCACCAACCAACCCACCCCGUAGCCGCCACCGCCGCCGCCGACAGGGAAUCGACCGGGGCUCUCCCCUUUCCCUUGGAGCCCCCCCGCGACACCGGCCGACUGCUCCUCGUAACGGCCAUGGCGUCGACGGCGCUCGGUGGUGCGGUUCCCGCGGGCACUCGGUUGGCCCCCAAGAAUGGAGUCCCUGGAUCCAGUUUCAAGCCAUGCAGUAGUCUCAAUGUCAAAACAUCGACUAAGGUUGGAUGCUCAUCACUCCGUGUGAGGGCAUCCAUUGCUUCUUCACCACAAAAAAACUACUCUUCUAAGACAGUAACAGUUAAAUCAGGGGAGGAGGUGCGCAUCGCAGUACUAGGGGCCAGCGGUUAUACUGGAGCGGAGAUUGUCCGUCUUCUAGCGAACCACCCUCAAUUUCAUAUCAAAGUGAUGACCGCAGAUAGAAAAGCUGGUGAACAGUUUGGAUCUGUAUUUCCUCACUUGAUAACACAAGAAUUGCCAAAUCUGGUUGCUAUUAAAGAUGCAGACUUUUCAGAUGUUGAUGCUGUUUUCUGUUGCUUGCCACAUGGAACAACACAGGAAAUUAUUAAAGAUUUACCCCAGCAACUGAAGAUUGUUGAUCUCUCUGCGGAUUUUCGAUUGCAUGACAUCAAUGAGUACGCUGAGUGGUAUGGCCAUUCUCAUAGGGCACCGGAACUUCAGGAAGAGGCUGUGUACGGUCUGACAGAAGUUCUUCGAGAUGAAAUAAGAAAUGCACGGCUUGUUGCAAAUCCAGGAUGUUACCCCACGUCUAUUCAGCUUCCUCUUGUUCCUCUAAUAAAGGCAAAACUGAUCAAACUGAGCAACAUUAUAAUUGAUGCAAAAUCUGGGGUUACUGGGGCAGGGCGUGGCGCUAAGGAAGCAAAUCUGUACACUGAGAUAGCUGAAGGUAUCCAUGCUUAUGGGAUAAAAGGCCACCGUCAUGUUCCCGAGAUUGAACAAGGGCUUUCAGAUGCUGCUGAUUCUAAAGUUACUAUCAGCUUUACUCCAAAUCUUAUCUGCAUGAAACGUGGGAUGCAAUCAACUAUGUUUGUUGAAAUGGCACCUGGAGUGACUGCCAGUGAUUUGUACCAGCAUCUCAAGUCUACUUAUGAGGUUGAAGAAUUUGUCAAGCUGUUAAAUGGCAGCAACGUUCCUCACACACGCCAUGUUGUUGGAUCAAACUACUGCUUCAUGAAUGUCUUUGAGGACAGAAUCCCUGGAAGGGCUAUUAUCAUCUCGGUUAUAGACAAUCUUGUGAAGGGAGCAUCUGGCCAGGCCGUGCAGAACCUCAAUCUGAUGAUGGGAUUGCCUGAGAACAUGGGCCUGCAAUAUCAGCCCCUAUUCCCUUGAUAUGUUGUGUCAGUAUUUGAUGUGUUCUAUUUGGAUGAGGCUUUGGGCCCAACUGCCCGUCCUGUUUUCUGUUGAGAGGCAAAGAGCAAAAAAUCAGACUUGUAACCAAACUUGCUCAAAAGAUGGUUUGUGCUGGUGUAGUUUUUAGAUAUGGGCAGCAAUGGGAAAUGCAAUAAGAGGAUGAACUGAGUUGCUUGGUCUAAUAUAGUCCUGCAUUGCCUUGUUGUUAUGCGAUCAAAUAAAACAGUGUAAAACUCAAUUCAGGGACAUCAACCACCUGCAUUGCCUCAUUGUUAUACUAUAUAUAGUAGUUAGGGCUGUCU